Equus quagga is the source of this 2025-nucleotide messenger RNA. It is a transcript of the gene ARL2BP, whose product is annotated as ADP ribosylation factor like GTPase 2 binding protein. The transcript has 6 exons. Bases 200 to 691 code for a protein of 163 amino acids. Gene Ontology annotation, biological process: maintenance of protein location in nucleus; positive regulation of tyrosine phosphorylation of STAT protein. Lineage: Eukaryota; Metazoa; Chordata; Mammalia; Perissodactyla; Equidae. The record is from RefSeq and is a predicted model, not a curated record. Gene Ontology annotation, cellular component: mitochondrial intermembrane space.
UGGCGUGGCGGCGGCGGGAGGCUGAGCCCGGGCCCGCGCGCAGGCGCUACCUGGCGGCCGUGAGCCAGCCGCGGCGUCGGCGGUGACGCCCGCCCGAUGCGGGCCGGGGCUCUGCGGGGUAGAGCGGACGCUGCGCCCGGGCCGCGGGCGGGGUAGGGGGCCGACGGCCGCUCGCCCGCGCGCGGUGGACGCGGCGGCGAUGGACGCCCUAGAGGAAGAGAGCUUCGCGGUGUCCUUCUCUUCCGCCUCUGAUGCAGAAUUUGACGCGGUGGUUGGAUAUUUAGAGGACAUUAUCAUGGAUGACGAGUUCCAGUUAUUACAGAGAAAUUUCAUGGACAAGUACUACCAGGAGUUUGAAGACACGGAAGAGAAUAAACUCACCUACACACCUAUUUUUAAUGAAUAUAUUUCUUUGGUAGAAAAGUAUAUUGAAGAACAGCUGGUGGAGCGGAUUCCCGGGUUUAACAUGGCGGCUUUCACAACAACUCUACAGCACCAUAAAGAUGAGGUGGCUGGGGACAUAUUCGACAUGCUGCUCACCUUUACAGAUUUCCUGGCAUUUAAAGAAAUGUUUCUGGACUACAGAGCAGAAAAAGAAGGCCGGGGGCUGGACUUAAGCAGCGGUUUAGUGGUGACUUCACUGUGCAAGUCCUCGUCCGUGCCAGCUUCCCAGAACAGUCUGCGGCCCUAGGGCCACCUCCAGCAACAGGGUCUUGCUGAGCGUCACCAGCCCGAUAGACUGGGAGAGGCUUCGCUGAUGAUGACAGAAGAACCACCUUGGAAAGACAGACUGUGUUCUGUAACCAGCUCUUCCUUAGCGUUAAGUAUUGAUGAGUCAAAAAGAAAGUCCCCUGCCCCUCCUGGGACUGGUUCUCCUGAAACGCCUUCCUGUGCUCAGUGACCCGAGUCAUCCUCCCCGGGUGGACCCUCUCUCAGGCUUGCUCGAGUCGGACUCCUGUGGAGCAGGCCCAAGCCGGGCCUUCCUCUGGGCCCUUCCCCAGCACACAUGUUGCUGUGUCAGCGUUUGCAGGAGCCCACCAUCACCAGCCCUGUCUGGCCCACCAGGCUUCUCGUAUGUGGCCGAGUUUCGGGCCUGCGGCCUCAGUGGGGUUUCAACCAUUGGAGAGCGUUUAUCUAGGGUCUUACUCAAGCCAAUGCCCGUCUGGAGAUUUCUGAAGCUCCUGCCCUCCCAGCUGAUCCUGGCUGUAGGAAUCACCCGAGAGAGUGUCCUUCACCUAAACGCUCCAGGGAAAGCCACUUCCUAGUCUGACAUUUGCAGUCUCUAUCACUGUCUUCUGUUGGUUCUCCUGUAGUCCCACUGUUUCUAGAAUUCUCUUUUAAGCAUUUUUGAAAAAGUAUUUUUAUAGAUGAAUACUCAGGCUCACCUAGUGGAUAUAAUCUUGGAACUUCCAUGAUUACCCACUUAAAGAUCAAAGUAUUAUAUGCUGUGUGCUUGCUAUUCGUGAGUGCUGUGAAAGCAGAAGUGCUUUCUGUGUGGGCGUCCUGGCCUCCUGGGCCCCCACGGACGUGCUGAUGCAGGAGGAGACACGGUGGUCCCGUCUUAGAGCAUGUUCAGUGUGCAUGUUUGCUUAAACCCUGCCCGUGUCGCUGCUUCCUCAAGUUUUCUUUUGGGCGGGGGCUCUGCAGUUCCUUCCUGUCAGUGUUCGUGCCCAGAUGAUGCUCCGCUGCCCAGCUCAGCACGAGCGGGCGAGCAGACAGCUUCACUGCUCCUCUGUCUGCUUUCGUUUAGUGCAACGUCUGAUAGACCAUUACCGACCAGAAACAUGGAUGUCACAUCUCUAGAAAGAAGAAAAAACAUAGUAGUUCCGUUCCCAGUAUGUACCUUAGAUUUUUUUUUUUUUUUUAAGUAAAAAUAAGAAUCUGUCCUGACUUUUCACUUGGCUGUUCUGGUUUUAAAGGAUGAGCUGUAGGCUGUGUUUUCCUGUACUAAUGUGGCGCUUAUUAAAUACUUUUGUACCAGGAGUAAAACCGGAGGUGUUUUGCAAGAACCAUCAUUCUAAACCA